UGUCGAUUUGUGCGAGCUGCAGCAGUUGUCACGUGACUCGGACGGCUUUAUCGUUGCUCUCUAUCGUUACUACAUUAUAGAUAACGACAUUGACAAGGCUGCCGAUAGUGAAAUAUUACGCGAUAAUGUUCAACUUCACCGAACAAUUUAGAAUUGAACGGCGGAUGAUCGUCUACAUCUAAAAGAGACUAUCAUGCAAUCUUACUUCAAACUCCUUAUACUACAAUCAUCCGCAACGAAACUCGAAAACUUGGUGAACUCAAGAUCAAGGACUUGGAGUAUCGGGAACCACGGGAAAAUUCAAUCGGCAAAGCUUCAAUUGGAGAUUAAAGUCGAGAUCGUCGCUCGGUGAUCGCAUUUAUCAACAAGCUGGAUUUCCUGCACGGCGCCGAGUCUGUGGUCGAAAGUGUUUACUCACCGGGAUGAUAACCACGUGGUUUUAGGUGUAAUAGGAUCGAGAAACCCUUGAGAUCAUUUGUAUUCUUACACAUUCAAUUGGAUCGAUCGGAUCGAUAACGACACGGUGACGGUCUCGUGAAGUCGGUUGUAACGCGCAGAGAUUGGAUGUCUCUGCAUCUCUCGAUGGUAGAUUUUAACUGUCGCGGCUGAGCGAAAUUUGACAGUCGUACAAAAUGGCUCUGACGCGUCGUUGGUUCUGGCUCCUGUUGCUACCAGCUUUGACGUGCGUCCAGGGGGCCCUUAGGUCGUGGCCGCAGGAUUUGAAGGUGCACCUCAAUCAGCAGAGCUCGUUCAACUUAUCGCUGACGGAAUCGCUACCCGAUGGCAGAAGCGCGAUAGUCACGAUAGAUGUGCAGCAUCCCGAUCUGCUGUCCGCGAGCCCGUCUAACUUUUCUAUCGCGGCGGGAGACUCGCAAGGAGACUGGGUUAUUAGUGUUAAAGGCCUGGGCGCAGGUCACUCGACCGUUAGCGCUAAUGUAACACCUAGCGAUAUCACGGAUUUCUCUCAAGCGUUUGUUAGAGUGACAAUAGAGAAAUCGGAUGCGUUGUACCACGUCAGUGCUGUGGUCGGAUGGAUAUAUUUCUUAGCGUGGAGCGUAAGCUUCUAUCCGCAGAUCUAUACUAAUUACAAACGUAAAAGUGUCGUGGGCCUCAAUUUCGAUUAUCUGUCGCUAAAUAUCGUCGGUUUUCUUAUGUACUCGCUGUUCAAUUGCUGCCUCUACUGGAUACCCGAGGUUGAGAAUGAGUAUUUCGAUCGAUAUCCGAAAGGCUUGAAUCCCGUGCAAAUCAAUGAUAUAUUUUUCUCGCUGCACGCGGUAUUUGCCACCGCAGUAACUAUCGGGCAGUGCUUUAUUUACGAGACUGGCAAUCAGAGGGUAUCGACGACCGCGCGGAUUAUCCACGGGAUAUUCGCGGUUUUCAUAUUGAUAUCUUUGAUAUUAUCUUGCGUCAAGACAAUCCACUGGCUAGACUUCCUCUACUACUGCAGCUACGUCAAGCUCAGCAUAACGCUCAUUAAAUACGUACCGCAGGCGUAUUACAAUUACAGGAGGAAGUCCACCGUCGGCUGGAGUAUAGGGAAUAUAUUCUUAGAUUGUACCGGUGGCGUUCUGUCGAUGCUGCAGAUGAUACUCAACGCUUACAAUUACGACGAUUGGGAGAGCAUUUUCGGAGAUCCGACUAAAUUCGGCCUUGGAUUCUUUUCCGUGGCGUUCGAUGUAUUUUUCAUAAUACAGCACUAUGUCCUGUACAGAAUGAUUGCUUCGCUCAUGAGACUCGGCGGCCCCGCGACUGGUCUGCGCAGAAAUAUUAAUUGCUGGACGGCGGCGAUCACGCGGAAGCACCGCCUGGUGUACGAACGUACGUAUCCCACGACCCUCGUUUUCUCCGACGGCAGCAGCAUCGAGAUCCAGUAUCACGAGCCGCGCAAGAUAAUAGCCCUGCCGCUCAACCUCGCGGAGCUCACGGAGGCGGAGCAGAAGAAGAGACUCGAGAUGCGCAAGCCGAAGACGAGAAUAGUUAUAGCCGAGGAGAUUGAGGACAGCUUCGACGAGAAUAGAUAUCUCAAUUUUAACAAGUAACUGCGCCCCAGCAUUUCUUAAAUUUGUAUUGUGUGUAUAUAUAGAUAUAUAUAUAUGUUAUUUGCGUGAAAAGAUAUGUAUAUUGAUACGCGUAAAGGGCCAUCUUGCCUUUCGUGUGUUUCAAUAGGUGUGUAUUAAUUUUUCUUUAUGAUAUAAGAAGCGAUGUAAAUACGAGACGUGGUAGGAAAUAGAUCUAGUUAUCUCUGUAAUUACUCAACAAUACUGUGAGUCGUACUUACUGAAAUUACCACGUAUGAAUACUGCGUACUGAUGAAAGAACUGUUCUGUGUGAACACGCGCGGAUUAAUUUCCGGUCUUCAACACAAAGAAAUACAUUUCUACAUAAAGUGCAGAGAUAA
Messenger RNA from Vollenhovia emeryi, 2398 nucleotides. RefSeq names its product cystinosin homolog (gene mRpL55). Gene Ontology annotation, molecular function: L-cystine transmembrane transporter activity; structural constituent of ribosome. Gene Ontology annotation, biological process: L-cystine transport. Gene Ontology annotation, cellular component: lysosomal membrane; mitochondrial large ribosomal subunit. The transcript is spliced from 11 exons. NCBI's taxonomy places the organism in Eukaryota, Metazoa, Arthropoda, Insecta, Hymenoptera, Formicidae. Bases 633 to 2039 code for a protein of 468 amino acids. The record is from RefSeq and is a predicted model, not a curated record.